UAAUCAAUGCGUCUAUAUAUUGUUUACAUUGCACUGCUUUCCUGAGAGACCAUUCUUUCCUCUCGAUCCAAGCGUUUGGGCAAUCUUGCGUUUAUGAAAACGAAGGCAUCCCGCUCGGAAUAAAUUUCUGAUACUUUCGGAUAAAAGAAAUUGCAAUUGUAAGGAUGAAGACAUUCUUUCAUACAGUGCUAAUUGUACUUGGCGUCUUCAAUGUCAUGGGAGACUGGAGCAAAGAUAACGAAUGGUCGCCAUGCUCACGGUCAUGUGGAGGUGGAAUAACCCGUCAACAACGUAUUUGUUUGAAAGGAAAGUGCGAAGGAGAAGCGACACUUUUUAAAACGUGUAACAUUCAGGAUUGUCCUGAUAAAAAUGCUGACUUUCGGGCUGAGCAAUGCGCUUCGUAUAACUCCAUAACGUUCAGAAACGAAACCUACGAAUGGGUUCCGUACUCUGGUCCACUGGACAAUCCCUGUUCUCUGAGUUGCAUGCCGAAAAAUGCUUUCUUCUAUAAAUCCUUUAAAGAGAAAGUUGUUGAUGGUACUCGUUGCUCUACAUACUCCCAUGACAUGUGUGUAGAAGGUGAAUGCAAGAAAGCCGGUUGUGACUUAAUCCUUGGAUCAGAAUUGAAAGAAGACAAAUGUCGAGUGUGUAAUGGUAAAGGGCAGAACUGUCGAACAGUCAAGAAUGAAUACAUAAAACAGUUGAAAGGAAUAGGAGGUUAUCACGAUAUUCUCGAGUUACCCAAGGGAGCCACAAAUAUUCUUAUCACAGAAAAAGAAAUUUCUUUGAAAAAUUUCCUUGCAAUGAGAACGAACGAUUCCUACAUUUUUAACGGUAACCGUCGAAUCAAAGGUUCUUCUUACAAAUACAAAGCUGCGGGAAGUUUGGUGGAUUACAGAAAAAAAGGCAGAAAAGAAAGCAUUUUUGUUCUUGGACCAACAUCUGAAUCUCUCUACCUUGCGGUGCUACAAUUGACCAAAGAUGUUGCCAUCACUUACGAAUACUCCGUUCAUAAAUCUCAGACAAAAAUAGACAGCAUGAUAACAUAUUCUUGGAAAGUUGGCAAAUACGGACCUUGCGAUAAAAGCUGCAAUGGAGGAACAAAAAAACGCGACGUCCAAUGCCUACAGGAUCGUGAUAAGUCACCGGUCGAUGACGUGAAAUGUGAGCCUGCGAUAAAACCAGAUAGCAAAACAGUCUGUAAUACACAGCAUUGUCCACCACGAUGGUUUAUUGGCUCGUGGUCGCCGUGUAGCAGAAGUUGUGAAGAAGGAACACAAGUUAGACGAGUUCACUGCGAAAUGGACACAAAAAGUGGAAUAAAGAUGGUAAAUGAGAACCUCUGCUCAGGUACCAAGGUCAUAACGCAGAGGAAAUGUGUCGAGCUACCUGAAUGCCCAAAUUGGAAAUUGGGAAAUUGGUCAAAGUGUUCCAAGACUUGUGGUGGAGGAAUUCGUUCACGUUCCGUGUAUUGUAUGGAGAUCAACGAUAACCUUAUAAGUGACGACAGAUGUCCGGAGCAUAGCAGACCACGUGAUCAGGAAAGAUGCAACGAAAUACCGUGUGAAGUACGUUGGGUCACCGGAGAUUGGGGAAAAUGUGAGCCGUCGUGUGAGAAAGGUAUAAGAACAAGACCAGUGUACUGUGCCAGUGUAUCACAGCCAGGUCGCAGGUAUCCUGAUUAUAUUUGCAAUCCAAAUGAUAAACCCGAUGAUAUGAAACAAUGUAACAGCUCAGUGACGUGUCCUCCCAUGUGGUAUGCCUCUAUGUGGAGUAAGUGUACAGCAAAAUGUGGCAAAGGGAUUCAAAUGCGGAAUGUCUUUUGUGGCGUCAAAAAAUCGACCAACACUUUAAAUAUCCUUCCCAAUGGUAACUGCACCCUUCUCCCAUUACUGAAGAAAACACAAUACUGCAUAAUAAGACCAUGCUACACACAGUGGAUCGCGUUGUCUUGGCAACAGUGUUCAUCAACAUGUGGGUCAGGUAAAAGACUUCGUGAAGUGAAAUGUUACGCUGACAACGAAGAAGACAAGACGAGAAAGUCUUGCGAUCCGAAGUUGAAACCUCCCACUGAAGAUAUCUGUAACUUGAUAGAUUGCCCAAAUGAGCCGAGGGAAACGAGACAAAAAUCAACAGUAACACGGCCAAUUUUAACCGUUACAACACCAAGAGCAACGAGAGGAACAACAACACAAGUAACUACACAGGCACCCCUGCUUACAACAAGACCAAAUGUUGUUACGAUCGUAUCAAGAAAAGAAGAUCUCUCAGACAUCAAAAAUACACUGGCAACAACUAAGGCAACAAAAAUCAAGGCAAUAACUGAAGUAACGACUAAAGCAACACGAGCAACAACACAAACGACAGUAACACAAACAAGCAAGCCAACUACGAAGAGGUUAUCUACAUUUCUUUUUCCACAAAUCAACGACGAGAACAAUGUCGCUGGAAUGUCUAAGCUUGCUAAAAUAGUUAUUGGACCAGAGAGCUCGGAAACCGUAGCGGGAAGGGACAUCACCAUGCCGUGCGUCGCUACAGGCAACCCAAAACCGGAAAUCUUUUGGCUUAAAGGUAAUCUUGAUGUCUCGGUGUUCGGGCAAAGGUUUAAAGUAUUUCCUAAUGGAACUUUAAAGAUCAGUCAAGUACAAGAAGUAGACGAAGACCUUUAUACAUGUGUAGCAAACAACAUUAUCUCGAGAAGAUCUCAAGCAGCCUAUCUCAGCGUUUCAACUCCUCCUCAAGUUACAAUAUCAAAGGGAUACACUGUGAAACAAGGGGGAAAAGCAACAAUUAAUUGCACAGCAAGAGGUAGACCACGACCUACGCUACAAUGGUACAAAAAUGGUGUACCCCUGCCUUUACAGAUAUCCUCAAAAAUACGUGUAACGUCAACUAAAAUAUACAUUAGGAAAACCACAAUAGAGGAUCAUGGCAACUAUUAUUGCAAAGCAACGAAUAAGAAUGGAGAGCGAGUAGCUCACAUGAUGCUUGACGUCAUGCCAGAUGAGAAAACUCGAAUGCAUGAUCUUCUUAAUGGAAACUGCGAAGACAGUACACUGGAGUCGUGCGCAAUGAUUGGUAAAAUUGAUGGCUACUGUGAUAGACCAUAUUAUCAAAAACUUUGCUGUUUAACUUGUCGCGCAAGAAAUAAACUACAGCGUUUGAAAGGAAUGUAGAAAGCUUGAGCAAAGCUUAAAUAUGUUAAGCAAAACUCUGUGAUAUAUACAUUACAGAAUAUUACUAAGAUUUAAAAUUGGUAUGUGACGGAAAGCUUUGCAAUUGUUUGUGAAAAACGAGAAAGUUAUGUGAUAGUAUAGUAUCAUGUGUAAAGAAGGAAAGCAUCUCCCGUUAAGACUAAAACGUCCAGUUAUACAGGUCUAUGUAAUGGUUGUGUAACGCGAGUGGAGAUUUUUUAGUCAAGUUUGUUUUUGUAAUGAAAUUAAUUUUCUCGAAGUAAUAAAUGAACCAUUUAGUAAACAAUCGGGAAAAAAUUAUCGAUGAUUUGAAUUAGGACGUAUGUUAAAGAAAUAAUAAUGCCGCUUGCUUUGUGAUGAAAAAAAUAGAUAUUCUUUGUUGAAGACAGA
Messenger RNA from Xenia sp. Carnegie-2017, 3584 nucleotides. RefSeq names its product papilin-like. Gene Ontology annotation, cellular component: extracellular matrix. Gene Ontology annotation, molecular function: metalloendopeptidase activity. Bases 165 to 3176 code for a protein of 1003 amino acids. The record is from RefSeq and is a predicted model, not a curated record. Gene Ontology annotation, biological process: extracellular matrix organization. NCBI's taxonomy places the organism in Eukaryota, Metazoa, Cnidaria, Anthozoa, Malacalcyonacea, Xeniidae. The transcript is spliced from 20 exons.